GAAGAGUAGAAAUGGACGGCGAUCUUCAGUUCCUACCUCCGAAACGACCAAUUGUUGGACUGAAUGAAAUGCUCGAACCCAGCGCUGCUACUUUCUCCGGCGCCUCCAAUGGUGCUCUCACUUCCAAGCGCACCAACCAUCCCCUUACAUCGCAUACUGUACCUGCUGGUCACGUCGUCUUUCGACUCAUCUGCAACACUUCUCGAAUUGGAGGACUCAUCGGAAAAUCCGGUUGCAUCGUUAAGAAGCUCCAGCAAGAUACCGCCUCUAAAAUUAUAGUCGAGGACCCGGUAUCUGAAACCGACGAACAAGUUAUAGUUGUCAUCGCUUCAAGUUCAGUCAACAGGACACUUUUUAUCAAUUCGGCAAGGGGAGGAGAUAUCGGGGGGUUUCAUCUUGACCUUUCCGCAGCACAGGAGGCCGUUGUUAGGGUUUUUGAGAGAAUUCUGGACGUUGCGGCGGAUAUGGAUGGUUUCUUGGUUGCUUCAAGAAGUUUGGUUUCAUUUAGGUUGCUAGCAGAGACUAGUCAUGCUAGUUCGGUGAUUGGGAAAGGAGGAAAGAUAGUUACGAAGAUUAGACAGUCCACAGGUUGUAGGAUUAAUGUGUUGAGUCAUGACAAUUCACCUCCUUGCGCUUUGCCCUUUGAAGAGACUAUUGAGAUUGAAGGUGAAAUUGUAGGAGUUAAGAGAGCACUUAUUGCUGUUUGCUCUCAACUCCAAGACUGCCAAACUAAAGAUAUACAAAAAGUUAGUAACAACAUGCCUCCCCAAGCAAGCCGUCCCAAUAUCUUAGCUGAAGAAUGGUUGGAUGUUCCUCCAAAGUGGACUUCGUUGCAAUCACUUAACCUAGACGUCAGUCAUGUCACUAAUGCCUUGGCGAGUUGUGCUUUGUCAGAAGAGACUGACAACCUGGACUCUAGAGCGCAACACCAUGAGCUAGUCUUUGGACUGCUUUGCUACAGUUACAGAGUAGGGUCUGUGAUUGGAAAAGGAGGAUCUAUUCAUAAGGCUCUUCAGGAUGAAACAGGCGCGUCCAUUGCUGUUGGGCCUUCUGUUGAUAACUGUGAUGAACGUCUAAUUACUAUUACUGCAAUGGAGAGCCCAUUGACAGAUUAUUCUCCAGCACAAAAUGCUGUACUUCUUGUUUUCAGUAGAUGUACAGAAGUUGUGUGGGAGAAAGGGUCACAAGUAUCUGCACGGCUUGUUGUUCGAAGGAAUAAUGUUGGUUGUUUGAUGGGGAAAGGAGGUUCAAUAGUUUCAGAUAUCAGGAGGCUAACCGGUGCUGGCAUACAUAUAUUAAGGGCAGACCAAAUGCCCAACUGUGUAUCAGAAAGUGAUCAAGUAGUACAGAUUACAGGUAAACUUGAUCAGGUGCAAGAUACCUUGCGUGAAAUUACUUAUAGACUGCGAAACCAUCUGUUCCAAAAUAAUAAUAAUAUUAUAGAUGAUGGUGCUGGAAUUAGAAGCUGUUCUCAUUUCAUCAAUGAGAUGAAUCAUCCUGAUGAAAGACCACUGUAUCCUUCAUCUCUUGGUUCAAGUAGGCAUGUUCCCUCAACAUACAUUGUGAAUGAAAAUCAGUUUCCAUUCAGUUCGGGUUUUGAUUCAUUCCCACCAGAGAUUGUUGCUGAAAUAAACUCAAGGUACAUGACGGGAAUUGACAGAGGUGUUAAUGAUCUUGAGAGUAGGUCUCACAUGGCGAGGAAUACUACUGUGGAUUUUUUAGUUCCAGAGAAUAGUAUUGGCUCCGUCUGUGGAGAGAAUGGUAGCAAUCUGACCCGUAUUAGACAGAUAUCAGGAGCGAGAGUUCUGGUGUGUGAACCUUACCAUGGAAUAACUGAAAGAGCUAUCUUAAUAUCCGGGACUGAAGAUGAAAUCCAAACAGCUCAAAGCCUAUUACAUGCCUUUCUUCUAAAUGAAAAAUGAAUGAUGCUGCUGCUGUUGUUAUGUUUAUAUGCAAAAACAUCAUCAACAAUCAAAAACUUUAAUAUACUCAGGUGUAAGAAGUUUAGACAAAGAAAAAAGGAUCACAUUUUCGAUUUUCAAGACUCAGCCUCCGUUGAAAAAAUUUCAAUCAAGUCUCUUUGAACUGAUUCUUUUUAUCAGAA
Molecule: messenger RNA, 2104 nt
Organism: Impatiens glandulifera
Lineage: Eukaryota; Viridiplantae; Streptophyta; Magnoliopsida; Ericales; Balsaminaceae
Product: KH domain-containing protein HEN4-like
Exons: 7
Coding region: 12-1922 (636 amino acids)
Biological process (GO): regulation of gene expression
Cellular component (GO): nucleus; cytoplasm
Molecular function (GO): mRNA binding
Source: RefSeq, a predicted model, not a curated record